AGCACGAGGACAUAUCCUGGUAAGAAAUUUCCGUAAAAGAAGCAAGCGGAAAAUUUCCGCGAAAUUCUGAGAAGGAAAAGAGCAUUUGCACACUCCAAAAGAGGGAAAAGGAAGAGUGUGGCGGGAGCUUCAUCAUCCUUUAAUACCCUUUGAUCUACUUCCUCAUCUGAAAGUAACAGUGACUCGACUUGCUUGUGAAUGGACAACUCACCAGCAAGUCAACUUCCUGAAGCUGGCUCCUUACCAGAUGGGUUUGUUGAAAGCACUCUUGAAUCUUCUCAACCUAUGCCUUUGAUCUCAAACAUGGAUGAAUCCUCAACAUGCUACAGAGAAAUUCAUGCUGACGGGUAUCACAAAACUGAAUUGAGGAAUGAAGUGGCAACAGACAAAUUUACUGAUCUGCUACCAGGGGAUAUUUCAUCAGAUGCUUCAUAUUGUUCAAUUUCAAAUGGUACACUAUUGGAUAUUUCGUCAGUCCCUCAAUUGCUUGAACACUGCAGGAUCACUGAUGAAGCUCAAGUUUCUGAUUCCAAACUUGAGAAGAUAAAAAGGGAAAGGGUAUUCCCCGUUCAAUUGUCAGAUAAAGCUCCCCAUGGAGCCUGUGGAAAUUCGCUUGUAGUUGGUGAGCAGAAUAGCGUGGAGCAUCGGUGUGCUGAACAUGCUGACACAAUGACUACACACAGGGUUACCUUGGGAACACCUGAAUCUCUUGUCCCUGUGUUGGGCCUUAAUCCUCCUGAGAGAAUAACCCCAAGUGAUGACAUCAUAACUGACACAUCUCUUCAACGUCAUGAGGGUGGUGUACAUGUAACUGUUCAAUGCAUUGACAAGUGCAUCAAGGUACCUGCUAAUGUUAAUGAUAAGGCUUCUGUGGAAACUGAUAGCAGCUGUGUUAUUAAGCCGAACACGUGCAAAUCUAAAAGCAAUAAUGGAAAGCACAACUCAAGGUCUGAAAAGGAGUCUAUUGAGCUUGCUUGGAAGUAUCAACAAGCUAUUGCGGAAAGAGAUACAGCUAUUGCUGUGAGAGAAAAGCUCGAAUCCUUGUGCAGGGAGCUACAACGCCAAAACAAGAUGCUCAUGGAUGAAUGCAAGAAAGUCUCAAUGGAAGGUCAGCAUUUACGAUCAGAAUUAUCUACAAGAUUCGAUGAUGCCAUCAAGGAUGUAAGUAACAAGCUGGAUGAACAGAAAACUGAAUGUCUUUCUCAGCUCAAGGAAAAUGAAAUGUUGAGAAAUAGAUUGAAGCAUCUCUCUGAACAGUAUGCUAUUGCUGAACAGCAAUUUGUACAACAGUUGAAGAAGAAAUCACUUGAAGUACAACUUGCGGAACUAAAACUUCAACAACAUUUAGAUAAGUCCUCUCAUGAACAAUCCCAAAUGCAGAUAUACGCAGAUCAGGUUUCACAGCUAUUGUUAACUGAGAAGAAUUUGCGUUUGCAGUUGACUACCGAUGGAGAAAAAUUUCAGCAAUUCCAGGAGGCACUAGUGAAAAGCAAUGAUGUGUUUGAAUCAUUUAAGAGGGAAAUGGAGAAGAUGGCAAAGUCAAUUAAGCAGCUUAAGAAGGAAAAUACUUUUCUUAAGAGCAAAUGUGAGAAGUCAGAUAUUUCACUCAUUGAACUUGUGGAGGAGCGUGAAUCCUUGAAGAAACAACUAGAAAAAGUGAAGUGUCAGAAGGAAAAGUUGGAAUCCCUUUGUCGCUCCUUGCAAGUUGACAGAAAAAGGCAAAUGCUUGAGAAUAACUCUGAACCGGGUUCUCAUGAACCUUUCUGUGGAAAGGAUGAACCCUGAAGGAGUUCGUGUGAAAAAUUUGCUUUUUUGAACUACUUGCACAUCAGUAAAAAUGGGAUUUCCAAGCCGGGCAUCUGAGAAGAGAUUGGGACAAGAUCCAUAGUUUGCUUUUUGACUUGUUCCGCUUUAGCAGUGUAAUCUUUGACUCCUGUGAUUCUUGUAAGAAGUAUCAGUGGAUGUGCUGUAAGUUUCGUGAUCACAUGGGACAAGAAAUUUAUUCUUCAAUUUUUGUUGUAUAAACAUUUUUGAGGGGGCAUUUGUAAAGACUGAGGAAGCACAUGAGUUGAUUGGCACUAAUUUCAUGUCCGUUUCAUCAAUGACAUACUGGGCCGCACAUUGUCAAUUCAUAUGUAAAAGUAUUUACCUGUUCGUGCUUUUAUUUUUUUCU
Amborella trichopoda is the source of this 2173-nucleotide messenger RNA. RefSeq lists its product as uncharacterized. NCBI's taxonomy places the organism in Eukaryota, Viridiplantae, Streptophyta, Magnoliopsida, Amborellales, Amborellaceae. Gene Ontology annotation, molecular function: syntaxin binding. The record is from RefSeq and is a predicted model, not a curated record.